AUGAAUAACAUCCCCGCAUCCACCCAACCCUCCACGACCGACGACCAACAAGAUUCAGGAUACAGCAGCACCCAAUUCCCGUCGCCCAACGGCAAACUAAUAGAGUCUGAUUGUACACAAAUUCCACACCUUAGUACCAACGCCAGCGUCAACGGCAAGGGCCGAUCCGUUCCGUCUGCCCCCACGCCCAUCGCCGGCUUCUCAGAGUUUGACAAGAGCGUCGACAACGCCACGAUCUCCCGCUUCCGCCACGUGCAUUCGCUGCUUGAGAAGCCGCUGCUAGAGUAUAUUCGCAGCACGAUUCGCAAGAAACAAUGUCCGAUUUCCAUAAGAUUGAUGGUCCUGGGCCGCUCCGAAGACGAUGCGAAGCCGUGCAUUGUCGUGUUGUGUCCGGAGCAGCAAUCCAAGAAGGUCAGAAAGUUUUUCGACAAGAAAUCCGUCAGAGCUUUGCGCUUGCCCGAAGGCGGUCAACCAUCGUUUGAAGUCUUUGUCGUCGGCCGAGAGCCGGAGACGAAACAGGCAGAAGGAGACAUUGAUGUCCUCAUUCCGAUCGUUGACGAGAGCGAGGGUUAUACAAGCGAGACAUAUUGCGGAGCGCCCAUCGUUAUCCGACAGACUUCUGGUGUCGAGAAAAGAUGCACUUUCGGCGGUGUCAUAAAGGCUUCUUGGUCGAAUGGAGAGAUUAAGUUGUACGGGCUGACCGUCGGCCACAUCCUUCUAGACGACUUGGAGGAUGAUAUGACGGCCAGCACGGAGAGCGACCAGUCCAGGUGUUCCGACGACUGGGUAUUCGAGCUUUCGGAUUCCGAUAGCGAGGACAAAUCGUGUGACUCAUCUGAGGAAGAGCAAAAUGAUGAGGCCGAACCACUGCGUGGGAUGGAUGAACUCCAGUUGACUCUGCCAGGCGCCAGUUCGUCAUGGACGGCCGACGAGUUGAGCAAGAUAGGUUCCAUUUCCAAGGACUCACCGCGAUAUCAAUCCGCAGCGACCGACACAAAUUAUCAUGAGCCAGAGGUUUACUACGACUGGGCUCUUAUCGAUAUGAUCAGCUACAAGCCGAACCUCAUUCGACCGAGGAGGAUGUCACACGAUGACGCUCAGGAGGAUAGAGUCUUCAACUUCCGGGAUCAUGAACUCAUGAUGCCCGUCUUGCCGUCCAGUAGUUAUGGCAAGAGACAGCCAGUUGUCCUUGUGAGCGGAUCAGAAGGGUUAAGAUGGGGAUCUCUGUCGGCUCUGCCUUCGAGACUCCUUCUUGGCCCUGGAAGAGGGUUUGUCGACACACUCAUCUUAAACCUUGACGGCCAUAAGCAAAUUCUCGAUGGAGAUUCAGGAUCAUGGGUGGUCAACGAGACAACCCUUGAGGUGUACGGCUACGUCGUUGCUGCCGACGCAUUUGGCGGAGGCUACGUUAUUCCAUUAGCUGAAGCAUUCCGCAACAUCGCAAACACCCUGAGAUGUCAAUCUGUUGAUCUUGCUACGACAGUCGAUAUGGCAAGUGCCAAACUG
Trichoderma harzianum CBS 226.95 is the source of this 1506-nucleotide messenger RNA. RefSeq lists its product as hypothetical. Lineage: Eukaryota; Fungi; Ascomycota; Sordariomycetes; Hypocreales; Hypocreaceae. The transcript has 2 exons. The annotation marks the transcript as partial. The record is from RefSeq and is a predicted model, not a curated record.